UCCACUCAUAUUCUGCUCAGAAAGAAGAAUGUUACUCACGUUUGACCCAAACAUCAGCAGGGAAUGAGAGUAAAUGGGAGUUUGUCAUGUUUGUUGCUGAAAUGUGGUUAUGUUAUCUAUCAUUAUAUGCGUUAAUUGGUUGUUAGCUGGUAAUUAAACCGCUCUGCCGCCAUGUUAAUUUGUUUGAAGACCUGCAGACGGCAUUUUCUGCUCUGCCGUGGUCUUCAGAGAGGGUUUCAGUCUAUAACAGUAGUAGCCAGAGACAAAUGGGCCGAGCUCCGUUUAAACACAGCCGCUGUGGAUCGAUGCUGCUCCACGGUUCAGGGAGAAGUGAGGGUCAGGUUUGCCCCCAGCCCCACAGGCUUUUUGCAUCUUGGAGGUCUCAGAACUGCUCUCUACAAUUAUAUAUUUGCAAAGAAAUAUGGAGGCACUUUCAUCCUGCGACUAGAGGACACUGACCAGAACAGGCUGGUUCCAGGAGCAGCAGAGUCCAUAGAGGACAUGCUGGAGUGGGCAGGUAUUCCACCAGAUGAGAGUCCUCGUCGAGGAGGUCCCCUGGGUCCAUACCUGCAGUCUCAAAGAUUAGACCUCUACAGUCAGAUAGCCCGGGAACUUGUUGAGAGGGGCCACGGCUACUACUGCUUCUGCAGCACUCAGAGGCUGGACCUGCUAAAGAGAGAGGCUCUACGGGCCGGCCAGACACCAAGGUAUGACAACAGAUGUCGUCACCUGCGAGCGGACCAGGUCCAAGAGAAGCUAGCUCAAGGAGCUCCACAUGUGAUCAGGUUUAGACUAGAAGCCGGUGUCGAACCUUUUCAGGAUCUGAUCUUUGGAUGGAAUCGUCAUGAGGUGGCCCAGGUGGAGGGCGAUCCAGUGGUGAUAAAAGCAGAUGGCUUCCCCACCUACCACCUCGCCAACAUUGUAGACGAUCACUACAUGAACAUCAGCCACGUUCUGCGAGGAUCCGAGUGGCUCAUCUCUACCUCCAAGCAUCUCCUCAUGUACCGGGCGCUCGGAUGGCAGCCGCCCACCUUCGGACAUCUGCCGCUCCUGAUGAAUAGUGACGGCAGUAAGCUGUCUAAGAGGCAGGGGGACAUAUUUAUUGAAAACUUCUGUAGGGAGGGGGUCCUCCCUGAGGCUCUGCUGGAUAUUACAACCAACUGUGGAUCUGGAUUUACCACCAGUCGAAUGGGACGGGUGUUAGCGGAACUGAUAUCCGAGUUUGAUCUUUCAAAGAUCACAACUCACUCUGCUUUGUUAGACCUGGAGAAGCUACCAGAGUUCAACAGAAUCCAUCUGCAGCAGCGAAUUGAAGAUGAGCAGAAGUGUCAUGUGCUCAUAAAAGAUCUGCAGCAGCAAAUCCCGCAGGUUUACGCUGCAGAGAUCCAGGACCAAGAAGUGUUUGUGGACAAUUAUAUUAGACGCGUGCUACAUCUCCGUAAGGGCCACAUAACAUCCAUGAAGGAGCUUGUGAGCCCAACCUACUCCUAUCUCUGGGUGCGUCCUUCCUUCUCCGACCAGCAGGUGGCAUCGCUAACCAAAGAGGCUCCUCAUAUUGCCUCGUUAGUGCUGAGGUUAAUAGAGGAGCAGGGUGAGGAGCUGUCAGUGGACCGCCUCAGUAAAGACUUGAAGAGUUUGACUAAGCAGACCAAAGCUACCAAGCACAGGGAGGUGAUGAAGCUUUUACGUCUGGUUCUCAGCGGCCUGCAGCAAGGUCCCAGUGUUGCUGAGAUGAUGGUAUCUCUGGGCCCUGCAGAGAUCAGACAUCGAUUCCAGAAGCUUCUGCUGCCUCCAGAUACCAGUUAAAUAUGGUGAACAGAUAACCUUUUACUCAACUAACUGUUCUGUAUGUUGAGAAAUACAAACCUUACUUUAAACCUGACACAGUCACAACUUAUAUAUAUUUAAUAUGUCAAUUUAUAAAGAAAAUUUAUGAAAAUUUUUGUUUUUAUUUUUGUUUGUUUUUUUAAAGAACAGAAGCAUUUGACUUCAUGCACACCUGGAUGGGAAGUACCUUGGUGUUUUUAUGCAAAUGUUUUAUUUCAGAAAAAUAACUAACAAUUUUCAGCUGACAUAUUUAUGCUCCACUAUUUUGAGAUGGAAAAAACAGUUACAGUUUUUAAUAUGACUAUACAAUGUAGGAAUAAUGACAAAUAAAGACUUUUUUUGUAGCCAUUUUCUAACUUAUGAAGAUUAUGGCUCUUCAGCGUUCCUUUAA
Molecule: messenger RNA, 2218 nt
Organism: Girardinichthys multiradiatus
Lineage: Eukaryota; Metazoa; Chordata; Actinopteri; Cyprinodontiformes; Goodeidae
Gene: ears2
Product: glutamyl-tRNA synthetase 2, mitochondrial
Exons: 10
Coding region: 172-1806 (544 amino acids)
Biological process (GO): glutamyl-tRNA aminoacylation
Molecular function (GO): ATP binding; tRNA binding; zinc ion binding
Source: RefSeq, a predicted model, not a curated record